Microbotryum saponariae is the source of this 4735-nucleotide messenger RNA. NCBI's taxonomy places the organism in Eukaryota, Fungi, Basidiomycota, Microbotryomycetes, Microbotryales, Microbotryaceae. The record is from the annotation of a GenBank genome assembly.
AUGGCCGACGCGAUGUCACCCCAUGCCUCGCCGCACCAGCACCUGUUGCGGCCAAGGCGACCACUGCAACGAUCACCGUUUGGUGUCAACGUCGCACCUCGUUCAUCGUCCCCCGCUCGUCAGACCGUUGGCGUCGGGUCACAAGACUUUGCCAAACUGUGUUCCGAAUCAUACGACCCCGCGCCGCAGCCGACACGUGAUUCGACCCAGAACCCUCAGCACGCCAACCCGCUCGUGACCUUCAGCCCCGUCGGUCGCGGUCGCGAGAGAGGACGAGGACGCUCCGCUGCAUCGUCUCCACGUCUCGUCAACGACUCCAAGCUGCAGACCGACGAUGCCUACAACUCGGCGAUAGCUCGGCUCGACCUCGGCGGUGAUGGCGGAGACCAGACGCACCCCACCACCGCCGCCACCGUCGCCGAUGACAACAUCGCCUCGAGCCCACGGGAAAAGGUCGCCGCGAUGCGACGCCUGACCUCAACUAUUACGAGCGCCUUCUCCCCCAAGGUCUCGCGCCCCAACACCGCUCCCGCCAAGGGCUUCCACUUUUCCGAUAUGAACCAGGAGCUCGGCGCGAUCGAAUCCGACCCUCGCGUUUCGUCCUCGGCGCCGCGCAUGCCCACUCGCCGAACGACCAGUCGCAAGCUCGCCGAGAACGCAUCAAGAUCGGCCGAGCCUGAUGUGGACUCUGAGCAAGCUUUGCGGCUUGCGAUCAAGUCGUCCUGGACGCCAUCGCGGCGGGACGCCUCGGGCUCGGGUUCGGCAGCAGCGGCGAGCGGCUUGGGUCAACCUUUCUCUGCCUUGACCGAGACGCGCCGACGGAAAAGCGCAGAAAUGGAGGAAGAGGAUCGGGAACCUUACUCUCCCGUGCCAGCUCGACGUCGGGAUGGUCAGAUCCGCGCACCUUCGCUCGUGCAUGCCCAUACCGUGCGCCCCUCUCGGUCGCUCGCCUUCCACGCUUCGCCGCUCAAGUCACCGAAACAAGAGUCGAACUCGUCGGCGGUGCCUCGCGGUACAUUCAUGCAAGCGUUGGUCCCGUCGACGUCGCGACACAUCAACUUCAACCCGCAGCGGGGUGCCACACGGUCGUCGUCGAAAAACGGCGACGACUUUGACUUCCUAGCCUCACCGCCACCCUACAAGCGGCUGUCCAUCGAUCGCCUCGAGAUGUCGCCCCCUCGACAGCCCGAUCUCGAGUUGUUUGGAAGCCAUGGAUACGUCUCUUCCAAGAGUCCGCCACCAACACAGCCCCGGCGAGCAACACGGACCAAGUCGUUCUCUCGAGCGACGGUACCGUCCUUCAGCCUGGACGGGAUACCCUCGUCCCGCUCACAUCCGAGCCCCACCAGUGGCGAAUUCUUCUCCACCGCUGCAUUCGCGCCGACGAGCACCACUCCGCGUACCCGCUCCGAGGAGGCACCGAAGCCGGUCGUGGGUCGCAGUCGGGCGUCUUCCUUCACCACUGCUCUCGACACGCUUAUGGAAGGUGGUCCAGCCCCCGUUCGCUUUGCGAGCAGCAAUUCGAGCGGCAGCUGCAACAUGGACGUCGAGAUGGAAGAAUCGGUGCGGAAGCAGGAGAAAGAUGCCGUGCUCUUGUUUGGCGGACGAGCCCUCUCGGACCCGCACUCGAUGAACCAUCGCUCAAAAUCUUCCACGACGCCGCUGCACACAUUGCUGAGUGGAUCGCCACUGCGUGACGCUCAGCGGGGUUGGUCCAUGCCCGACUUUUCGGUAACGGGUCACUCUUCGGCCGAGGCGUCGUCCCUGCCCAAGGCCAAGACCUCUUCUUCGCUGUCGGGUCGCCUGCAUCCGCGGAAUCAACCGGGCAUCCCCUUCCCCCUGAGCUCGAUGGCGUCCAUGGACUCGCUUCAUUUCCCCGCAACCCACCCGACAUCGUCCCAGUCGCCUGCUUCGACGAGCGAUAUCCUUACUUCACAUGACGGACCCGUUGGUGGUCGCAAGCGCAAUGCCAACGGUGCGCUCUUGGUCGGUCCGGGCUUCUUGGCUAGCGCCGGCACGAGUAACCUCAGCGCCGAGUCCCCUAUCGUCGCCCACGACUCGCUGCACUGGGACGCUUGCGAUGAAGAGACGGGGGAUAUGACGGACGAAGAUCUCGAUUCGAUGUCCAUGUGCUGGGACGGGACUCGAUCCCCACCCCCUCCUCCUUUGACCGAUGGUACCACAUCGGCGUCGUCGUCGCUGUCGACGGCACUGAGCAGCCACGCCGAGGGCCCGGAUCACGUCGUGAUUGCGCAUUUGGAAGGCCCGCGCGCCUCGACUUCGACCCGUUCCCUAGACAGCAGCACCGGUGGUAUUCACCCCGCCAAGCUCAGCUCGCUCGACACCUCGUUCUUCACACCCCAGAACUACAAGAAUGCUCGUCCAUCGCAAGCCGCGUUCAUGUCGACGGGGCUUGUGAGCAAGAAGCACAGCCGGCCACGCGGCAACAGUCUCGGUGGACCGCCGAUGCUCGACUUUCACGCAUCGGCAACCGGCGAGAAAGCGUCGCCUCCAAGUGCUGCGCCCGUCGUCGAAUCCUUCUCGUCGACCGGUCUCGCCGCGUUCGGCGUCCCCGUCGCAGCUGUUGCGGCUCCGAACGCGAUCCCGAGUCGACUCUCGAUGCCCGACACCCCGAUGAAGCGAUCGGUUGGCCUGUCCCACGCACUCAACGUCAGCGACCUCGCCUCCCCUCUGCCUGCCCACGCCACUCCGCCAGGCCUUCUCGUCGAUCUCGUCGACUCUUCUAGCCCACCCUCGGCAUCGUCUCCACUGGUCGGGCCGACCGAAUCGACCGACUCGCUCUCGCCUUGGCGUCCUGGGGCUCUGAGCCAGGACACGCGCAGUCGAUCGACGAGCCCGCGUUCGCAAAGCUCGCUCGACAGCGACGGCGGCGCGGGCGGCAACGAUGCCAGUCCCACCGCUCUCGCCGCCGUGGCUAACGCUCGGUCAUCUUCCAAGCUCGGUAGUGCCUCUCGCAGCCUUUUAACAAUGCCGGCCAUCUUCCGCCGACGCAGCAGUGGUCAACUCGGCCCGCUCAACACCAAGCGCGAGAUCGCGAACCUCAACUACUCGAGUGCGGGAUCGUCGCGAACGCCUACGAUUGUCUCGCCCAACUUGGAACCGAUGACACCGACUCGAAGUGCUGGAGCGCAGUGGUGGGAUGGUGAGUCUCUGAAUCGCGCCUAUCCUCCUGAAGCCAUUUUGCUGACCACGUUACCCGCGCACCCACAGCCAAAGCUCAGCUACUCGACACUCCCAGCGGUUCGAACCGAUUCGUCGAGCAGCCCAACUUGGGCCAACCCGUCUCAGCCAUGAAGCGUUCGCCCCCGACGCAUUCGAUCGCGGCGGCGCAGGGUCGACAGUCGUUCCCAUUAUCCGAACUCGAACGACACCGCUUCGACAAGACGCACACUCGACCCGUCACCUUUGGUAGAUCCCACGGCAAGUUGCGCCACUCAUCUUCGGCGACGGACUCGCUCGACGCGCGAGACGACCAAGAAUCCAAUUACUUUGAGACGAACUUUGUCGUCACCCGUGCGCUUGGGACCGGCGCAUUCAGCGAUGCUUACGAGGUAGUGGACCGAAGUCGGCAGGAUGGGGUUUACGCCGUCAAACGGACGAAGCAGCCCUUUGGAGGACCCCGAGAUCGGUAAGUAUUUCCCACGUUCCGGAGACGAAGUACGCCACAUUCUCGUUACUGACCCGUCGAUGUCUCUAACCCCCAGUAUCCGGCGGUUGGAAGAAGUCGACAUUCUGCGCUCGCUGUCGAACGAGGCGCAGCGGUCACCUCGACUGAUCUCACUCGUUGACGCAUGGGAGCAGAGUGGUCGUCUCUUCAUCCAGACCGAAGUAUGCCCGAGCGGCAACCUCGAGGUUUUCCUGGAUACCUACGGCCACGACCACGAACACCUCGAAGAAGCGCGCGUGUGGAAGAUUAUGGCCGAAAUCGCCGCUGGGAUCGGGCACUUGCAUUCGCGACACAUCAUCCAUCUCGACAUCAAGCCCGCUAAUGUAUUCAUCACCGACCUCGGCCACCUCAAAAUCGGCGAUUUUGGUCUCGCGACACGAUGGCCAAGGACCGAUCCAGCCAGUGUCUUCAAGGGUGCUGCGUUGAGGGAGGUCAGUGGAUCGACAGCUUCGGCUGGAUUUCCGGAGUAUUCCUGGGCUCUCGAUCAGGGUGAACGGAGGGUCAGGGCCAAGAGUAAUGGCGAUGCGCCGGAGGACCUCGAACGGGAAGGCGAUCGCGAGUAUAUCGCUCCUGAAAUCCUUGCAGGUCGCUACGGCAAAGCGGCCGAUAUGUUCAGGUAAGUCGGAGUCGGUGCCGACGGCGUGCAUUUCUCGGAUCCAAAAGUUGACGAUUGACGUUUCUACUUCCUCUAGUCUCGGCCUCGUCGUUUUAGAAGCCGCCGCGAACGUUGCGCUCCCGGAUAACGGACCCGAAUGGCACCGACUCCGUUCGAACGAUCUCUCCGGCGUCGAACUAGCGCACCUCUCCAUGCCCCUGAUCGAAAUCCUUCAAGGCCUCCUCCAACGUACACCGGAGAAACGCGUCGAUGUGAUCAGGUUGAAUCGACAAGGCGUCAUGCAUGCUUUGCAGAACGGGACGUUCGAAUGUCAACCUGCGCUCGUGGAGGAGAGGGAAACUUUUUUGGAGGAUUUGUUCGCGACGAUCGUGGCGCGCGAGGUGGAGGCUCCGGCUGAGGAAGAGGAGGAAUCGGGUAUGGUCGUGGAUUAG